Scheffersomyces coipomensis is the source of this 2513-nucleotide messenger RNA. RefSeq lists its product as uncharacterized. Gene Ontology annotation, biological process: DNA replication initiation. The record is from RefSeq and is a predicted model, not a curated record. Gene Ontology annotation, molecular function: chromatin binding. Lineage: Eukaryota; Fungi; Ascomycota; Pichiomycetes; Serinales; Debaryomycetaceae. Bases 325 to 2424 code for a protein of 699 amino acids. Gene Ontology annotation, cellular component: nucleolus. The transcript has a single exon.
UCCACAGUAAAGUUUUAUACGAUCGUUUAUUUCUUGGGAGAUGGUACACGACCCCAUUUUUAAUUUUAUUUAUUUACAACACCGGAAACGAGAAUUCAAAUCCGUUUUAAACGAUGGCUUUUUUUCCGGCGGUUUCUGUCGCAAGAUGUCGUCGUUUGUCAUAAAUUGUUCUGUCGCAAGAUGUCUCAUGACACCGAUCAAAAUGUCUCGUUUCUCUAAUGAGAUGGCAGCCAAAUUUUUUUUUUCGUUCUCUAAUAUCAAAAGUAUGUAUAAAUUAUAUAUAUAUAUAUAUAUUUAAACACAUAACCCUAUCUUGUACAUACGAUGGCUAAAAGAAAGAAUAGCUCUAAGGAGAUAGAGAAAAGGAAAAAGUUGAAACAAGAAGAACAAGAUAAAUUGUUGUCGACUGGGUUAUUCAAUCAAAAACAACAAAUUGAUCAAGAUAAUGAUGAAGAUGAUGAAGAAGAACAAGAACAAGAACAAGUAAAUGAUAAUGAUUGGGAGAAUGAAGAACAAGAUUACGAAUUAACUCCAAGAAAUGUACCUAAGACUGUGGUAGAGGGUUUACCUAUUAAGACCAGUGAUGGUAAGAUUGAAAGAGUAGUGAGAGAAAUAGUCAAAGAAGAAGAACCUCUAGAAGAAGAGCCAGUAGAGGAACCACCAAUAGAAGAAGAACCAGUGGAAGAAGAAGAUGAAGACUCUCAUUUAUCUCCAUUAGAAAGAUUAAACAAAAUCAAAGAAGAAAUCGCUGAACUUGCAUCUAAAUUAAUGGAAGAUCCUGAAGAAAAUAUAUCAUGUUUAACCAGAUUAAGAAAAAUGUCAGAAUCUAAAAAUAUCAUAACUUGUCAAUUAUCAAUCAUGGCUCUUAUACCAGUAUUCAAAUCAUUAGCUCCAUCAUAUAGAAUAAGACCUUUAACUGAUACUGAAAAAAGAGAAAAAGUUGGUAGAGAUAUCAUCAGAUUAAGAAAUUUCGAACAAGGUUUAUUAUCAAAUUAUAUUCAAUAUAUUACUCAUUUAUCAAAUUUAGCUAGAACAAGUUAUUCAAAUUCAAUCAAUAAUUCAAAAACCACAUCUCAUCAAGUUAAAUUAGGUUCUAUAGCUACUAAAGCUGCUUGUGAAUUAUGUUUAUCAUCAUUAAGAUAUUUUAAUAAUCGAGCUGAAUUAUUUGCCAUUAUUAUUAAACGAUUAAAUAGAAAACCAAGUCAUGAAGAUGAUUUAAAAAUCUUUACUAAAUGUUUAAGAGUUUUGGAAACUUUAUUAAAAGAUGAUGAAGAAAAUGGUGAUAUUUCAUUUGAUAUUACAAGAAUCUUAAUUAAAUCUAUCAAAGAUAAGAAAUUUAGAAUUGAUGAAUCAGUAUUAAAUAUCUUUCUUUCUCUUAAGAUUUUAGAAGAUUUUAAUCCCUUUGAUACAAAUGAUAGACCUCAAAAACCAAAAUUAAAGAAGAAAGAUAGAGUUCAUAUUUCAAAAAAGGAAAGAAAAGCUAGAAAGGAACGUAAAGAAAUUGAAGAAGAAUUACAAAAGGCUCAACAUGCUAUAACAGUUGAAGAACGUGAAAAAUUCCAAGCUCAAAUUUUAAAGAGUUUAUUGACUCUUUAUCUUGAAAUUUUAAAAUCAGGUUCAUCAUCCACUCCAAAUGAUGCUACUUUAUUAACGGCUUCAGUAUUAGAAGGGUUAUCAAGAUUUGGUCAAAUGGCUAAUUUCGAUUUAUUAGGGGAUUUCUUAGAAGUAUUACGUGAAAUCAUGAAUGAUAUAAUCGAAGAUCAUAAUGAAGAAGGAGGUCAAUAUGAUGGUAAACAAUUACGUACCAUCUUAUUAUGUAUCGUAACUUCUUUCUCAUUAGUAUUAAAUCAUCAAUCAAAUGGAAGAUUACCUAUGGCUAUUGAUUUAUCUAAAUUCGUAUCUAAUUUAUACCUUAUCCUUGCUGAUUUAUCCCUUGAUUGUGAUUUGGAAUUCAGUCAUAAAUCUUUACGUUUAUUAGAUCCAUUAAGUAUAAGUGAACAACAAGAAAAACCAUCCGUCAAUGUAUCCACCAAAUCAGAAUUACUCUUAAGAUGUCUUGAUUUUAUAUUCUUCAGAUCGAAAAAUGGAUCCCCAUUCAGAGCUAAUUCAUUCAUAAAGAGACUUUAUAUGUUAUUAUUACAAUCACCUGAAAAAACCAGUAUGGCAAGUUUGAAAUUCGUCGGGAAAUUAUUAAGUCGUUAUGAUGAAAGUUUGAAAUAUUUAUGGAAUACAGAUGAAAUCAUCCUGGAAGGAACUUAUAUCCUUGGUAUCGAACAACAAGAUUUAGAAGUUGAAUUAGAAAGAUGUAAUUCAGGUGCAGCCACCCUUUGGGAAAAUGUCUUGCUUGAUAAGCAUUAUUGUCCUGUCAUAAGAGAUGGGUCAAGAUCAUUAUUAAAGAAUAGUAAACCAAAUGAUAAACGUUAAGUAGGUUUUGUAUAGCAUAGAAUUAUAUUUAUUACACACUUUUAAUUUUUGUAUGUUAUGUUUGUUGUAUUUGGUAGCGUAACAUCACU